GGGAGCGCGCGGUCGGCGGAGGCUUAGAGCAAAGCCGCGGGCGGGGGGCUGGAGAGACAGGUCUGUGCGUUGCAUGCGUUCUGCAGGCGGAGGCCCGCGCGCCGAGACCCGGCUAGAAUCUGCUAAGAGUCAGUUUUUAGUGAAACAGCAUUGAGCUACGGGCCAAGACCCACUUCUUCACUAAUUUGAUCUUGUGCAAGUCAUCUUACCUCUCUGGAUCUCAGUUGUCUCAUCUGUAAAAAGGAGAUAAAAAUUCUUUACCUUUCUGAAGUUUUGCCUGAGGCUCCGAUGCCCUUGGGAUCAGUGCUUUCCUGCUGUCUUGAGAUCACUGCCUGAUUUGGAACUGCAGCUCAUCCUACUUUAGAGAGUAAAUUAUCAGCCUAUCCUGGUUUGGAUCAGUCUACUCUCAGCCUAGCUUAACCCAGUGUCUCCUGUUUGGGUCUCUGUUCUUAUUGAGGAAGAGGGUGAUAAAAGAAAGGAGAAGGCCAUUCUUACUGACCUGGAAAUGGAAUAAAAAUGAGGUGGAGGACCAUCCUACUACGAUAUUAUUUUUUCUUGGUUACUUGUCUACUUACUGCUCUUGAAGCCGUGCCUAUAGACAUAGACAAGACAAAAGUAAAACAUACUCAACCUGUGGAGAGCGCAAAGAUAGAAGCACCUGAUACUGGACUUUAUUAUGAUGAAUAUCUCAAGCAAGUGAUUGAUGUGCUGGAAACAGAUAAUCAUUUCAGAGAAAAGCUCCAGAAAGCAGAUAUAGAGGAAAUAAAGAGUGGGAGGCUAAGCAAAGAGCUGGACUUAGUAAGUCACCAUGUGAGAACAAAACUUGAUGAACUAAAAAGGCAAGAAGUAGCAAGGUUAAGAAUGCUAAUUAAAGCUAAAUUGGAUUCCCAUCAAGAUACAGGAAUAGACCACCAUGCUCUUCUAAAACAAUUUGAUCACCUAAACCACCUAAAUCCUGAAAAGUUUGAAUCUACAGAUUUGGAUAUGUUAAUCAAAGCGGCUACAAGUGAUCUGGAACACUAUGAUAAAACUCGACAUGAAGAAUUUAAAAAAUAUGAAAUGAUGAAGGAACAUGAAAGGAGAGAAUAUUUAAAAACACUGAAUGAAGAAAAGAGAAAAGAAGAAGAAUCUAAAUUUGAAGAAAUGAAGAAAAAGCAUGAAAAUCAUCCCAAAGUUAAUCAUCCAGGAAGCAAAGAUCAACUAAAAGAGGUAUGGGAAGAGACUGAUGGAUUGGAUCCUAAUGACUUUGACCCCAAGACAUUUUUCAAACUACAUGAUGUCAAUAGUGAUGGCUUCCUAGAUGAACAAGAAUUAGAAGCCUUAUUUACUAAAGAGUUGGAGAAAGUAUAUGACCCAAAAAAUGAAGAGGAUGAUAUGGUAGAAAUGGAGGAAGAAAGGCUUAGAAUGAGAGAACAUGUAAUGAAUGAGGUUGAUGCUAACAAAGACCGACUGGUGACUCUGGAAGAGUUUUUGAAAGCUACGGAAAAAAAGGAAUUCUUGGAGCCAGAUGGCUGGGAGACCUUGGAUCAGCAACAGUUCUUCACAGAGGAAGAACUUAAAGCGUAUGAAAAUCUUAUCUCCUUACAAGAAAAUGAACUUAAGAAAAAGGCAGAUGAACUUCAGAAACAAAAAGAAGAGCUACAACGUCAGCAUGACCAACUUGAAGCUCAGAAGCUGGAAUAUCAUCAGGCUGUACAGCAGAUGGAACAAAAAAAAUUACAACAAGAAAUUCCUCCCUCAGGGCCUGGCGGAGAAUUGAAGUUCCAGCCACACGUUUAAAGACCGAAGUCCCCCAGAACUUGGAAGAAAGCUAUUAAAUCAACAUCUGUUUCUUCUUUUUACCUCCCUUCCUUUUUCUCUGCUCAAUAAAUAUUUUAAAGCAUAUAUGGAAUAAAGGAAGAUACUUUUCAAA
Molecule: messenger RNA, 1912 nt
Organism: Equus quagga
Lineage: Eukaryota; Metazoa; Chordata; Mammalia; Perissodactyla; Equidae
Gene: NUCB2
Product: nucleobindin 2
Exons: 15
Coding region: 517-1779 (420 amino acids)
Cellular component (GO): endoplasmic reticulum-Golgi intermediate compartment; extracellular exosome
Molecular function (GO): calcium ion binding
Source: RefSeq, a predicted model, not a curated record